Aricia agestis (brown argus) is the source of this 3060-nucleotide messenger RNA. RefSeq names its product probable ATP-dependent RNA helicase CG8611. NCBI's taxonomy places the organism in Eukaryota, Metazoa, Arthropoda, Insecta, Lepidoptera, Lycaenidae. The record is from RefSeq and is a predicted model, not a curated record. Gene Ontology annotation, cellular component: nucleus. The coding region runs from base 60 to 2978 and encodes 972 amino acids. Gene Ontology annotation, molecular function: ATP binding; nucleic acid binding. Gene Ontology annotation, biological process: ribosome biogenesis. The transcript has 13 exons.
GUGUGUAUAACCUCCAAAAAGAAGUGUUUACUUUUAUUUAUUAGUUAAUAAGUGUUAAAAUGGAUGAUUUACAACUAAAUAUUAGUGUAUCUAAAAAGAACAAUAACAAAGCAAACAGGCAAAGAGUUGAUCAGCAAAGUAAUGGGUAUAAAUUUAAAUCCAAGCCAGACUUUAGUGGCAAAAUAUUCGCCAGGAAACGGCACAUAAACGUAGAUCGUGCAAAUCUUAAUUACAAGCCCGGGGAACCGCAGAACAAAAAGUUUAAGCAAAAUGAACCUCAAGUAUCCAAUAAUUCCACACCAGCUCCAGAGAAAAGGGAUUUAGCAUCUCAACUACGAGAUCUAAGUGAAAGCAAAGGAAAAUUUGCAAACAAAAACUAUCAAGAUAUUCAUGAUGAAUUGCAAAUCAAACAGAAACCAAAAGGAAGCUGGAUAUCAUCUCUAUUCAAAAAUAAUCCGGAAGUUCCACGUGUGGGUCAAAAAGCGGUCAAGCCCGUAGUAGAAAAAGUAUUCUCUGGAACUACUUUUGCAGAUCUAAAUGUACAUCCCCACAGCAUAGCCAACUUAAAACAAAAUCUCAACUUGACCGAGCUGAUGACAGUACAACAGAAAUCUAUUCCUAUAAUAUUACAAGGACGAGAUGUACUUAUCAGGUCACAAACAGGUUCAGGGAAGACUUUAGCAUAUGCAUUACCAUUGAUUGAGGGCUUGCAAGCCAUAAGACCUAAAAUCAACAGGCAUGAUGGAGUCCGAGUAGUAGUGGUAGUGCCAACUAGAGAGCUUGCCGUGCAGACAUAUGAGUUGUUCGUAAAACUCACAAAACCUUUUAUUUGGAUUGUGCCCGGUCUUUUGAGUGGUGGACAGAAAAGAAAAGCUGAGAAGGCAAGACUAAGGAAAGGGCUGAGCAUACUAGUGGGCACUCCGGGCAGAAUCAAUGACCACUUGAGGCACACACAUUCAUUAAAUUUUUCUAAGACUGGUUGUCUUAUAUUGGACGAGGCAGAUCGCUUACUGGACAUGGGUUAUGAAAAAGAUGUUGCAGCAAUAGUAAAAGCCAUCGAGGACCACAAAAGAGCAGCCACCUAUGAUCCAUUGGCUCUAGUCAAACAAUCCUUUAACAAGAAGGCUGCAGAUGAAACUGAGGAGAAUCAAGAUACUGAACAAGUAGAAAACGAAGUAACUGAUGUGACUAAUAAUACUGAACAUCCACUUACACAAGUGUUCAUGACCAAAGAAAGACAAACGAUACUUUUGUCUGCUACUUUGACAAAGGCUGUAGAGAAUUUAGCAGGCAUCACGAUGAAAGAUCCAGUUUUUGUUGAUACUUCUGAAGGAAAAGCACUAGUUGCAGAUUCACUGCAAAAAGAGAAAGAUCAUAUGAAAAAUAAAAAUAUAGAAAAACUCGUACAAAAAGACAAGAGUAAUAAAUCGAUAGAAAACACAAAACCUGAAGUUCCAAUAUUGAAACAAGAAGUUGUUGCAGAAACAAAAUCAAGUGAAGAAGAACAAGCUAAAACAGAAAGCCAACCAGUUAUAGAAAUGAGAGGAAAAUUGAAAGCUUUUAGUGGUUCCUUUUUCCCUGAAUUAUUUGAAAAUAAAGAAAAGACAGAUGAACCUAAAGUGGCUAAACCUCAGAAAGUGGCAAAUAAUGCUGAAAAUAAAGAUGACAGUGACAGUGAUUCUGAUUAUGAAUAUUUCAAAGUACAAAACCUGAAUGACAAUAAAGUACAAACAGUAACAAAUGGUAACAAAGAGGAAUCUGAAGAGGAAGAUGUAGAAAAACCUAAUGUUUUCCUGCAGGCUAUAAAAUCAGCUGUCACAGAAGAUGAACUGGUGUUGCCAGCCACAGUGAAUCAAACCUUCCUAGUCAUACCAAUGAAAUUACGACUCGUAACUCUUUGCUCUCUCAUCAUUGAACACUGUAUUCUAAACAAGAAAGGAGGAAAAAUGAUCGUGUUUAUGGCAACACUGGAAAUGGUUGAUUAUCAUUCUGAACUUAUAGAAACUGUUUUAACUGGUAAGAAGUUCAAGAAGAAAAAAGAUUCGAAAAGUAAAGAAGCCAAAGGGAAGAAGAGAAAAGCUGACAAUAGUGAUGAAGAGGAUGGUUCAGACUCAGAUGGAUCAAAUUCAGAAUUUGAAGUUGAUUACGAGAUUCCAGAAGAAGGCAGUCUAGUCCCAGUAGAUUUAGAUGUGUUCAGUUUGCAUGGCUCCAUGCCUCAUGAGAGAAGAAUAGAAGUUUUCAAACAGUUCCGAACUGCAAAGAGAGGACUACUUAUUUGUACUGAUGUAGCAGCGAGAGGCUUGGACGUACCGCGUGUGGACUUGGUGCUACAGUACUGCGCGCCCGCCUCCGCCACAGAUUAUGUACACAGGGUGGGUCGGACGGGACGCGCGGCGCAUGUCGGAGCCGCGGUGAUGUUCCUGCUGCCGAGCGAGACAGAAUUCGUCAGACAUCUUGAACAGAAGCGCAUCAGGUUACGACAAGACGACGAGUCAAAGUCCUUAGAAGCGCUGCGUACAGUCGCGCCCACCGCGGCGACGAUGCAGCGCGCGGCCAUCGCGGUACAGUCGCGGCUGGAGUACACCGCGCACAGCUCCAAGGAGUGGCUGGCCAGAGCGAGCAGAGCUUUCACAUCAUGGGUGCGGUUCUAUUCGGGCUACCCGCGUGAAGUUCGCGAAAUGUUGGACGCGCGGAAACUUCACCUCGGUCACGCGGCCAAGGCGUUCGCGCUCCGAGAGACACCGGCCGCGCUGGCAAAACGCGCUCGUUCCGAUCCCAAGCUGAAAAAAGAAAAACCUGUGAACAGGUUGACAGUGAGAGAAGAGGAUGAGAAGAAACGACCAGGGUUCCCAAAAAUGAAAGUGAGUAUGUUCGGCGGGAAGGUGUUCAACAAACAGAGCUCCAUGCACACCGCCAGCGAGUUCGACAGCGGUCUUCCGCCCGUAGAUACCUACACGAAGAAGAAGAAGAAGAAUUGACACUCAUAAUUUUUAAUUGAUACAUGUAAAUACCACGGAACUGUACAGAUAGGUUAUAUAGAAAUACAUUAACUUAAUUGAC